This is a messenger RNA of Bombina bombina (fire-bellied toad), 5007 nucleotides long. It is a transcript of the gene MBNL2, whose product is annotated as muscleblind like splicing regulator 2. Lineage: Eukaryota; Metazoa; Chordata; Amphibia; Anura; Bombinatoridae. Bases 829 to 1950 code for a protein of 373 amino acids. Gene Ontology annotation, molecular function: metal ion binding. The record is from RefSeq and is a predicted model, not a curated record. The transcript has 9 exons.
UCCAUCAACACUUCAAGCCAUCUCUCUCUGCUUCAUCAUCUGAUGGGAAAAUCCCCUGGAAGGGCAAAGCAUCUCUGAGAGUGCCAAAAAGGGGAACUGAAGGGUGUCGUAUUUAUGCUCAGUAAAAAAUAUUGCAAAAUAGAUUAUUAGCAGAGAUGGUUGAAUCUACUGACAAUAAAUAGCAAAGACUAGGAAGGCUCUGGAGGAGGUUUGCUGUGUACUUAAAAAAGUGCCUUUUAUGAAGUCACUUUUGCCAUAACAUCGACAGCGAACCUUCUGUGUUUUUAACACAGGCUGCCAAACACCGAAUCCUGUUCCAAAGUGUGGAUGCAUUUUUUUUGGACUCUCUUCAUUUGCAAUUAGCUCGACCAGAAAUGGACUACGAAUCAGCAAAGAAAGGAGAAAAGGAGAGAAACACUGUCCAGUGAAGAGUCUGAGUUUCCCAUAAGGCUGACAUAGUUGUCUGUCAUUAUCUAAUCAAUAACAAAAAGGGGCCAAUCAAGAAUUAAUAUUCCAUCAACCAGUGCCAUUGAAUUGGAGAAUCUUAAUGGAAAGCCUUUGUCAGCAAAACUGUUCUGACCUUUCAAACUGCUGAGGAUUAAGAGUAUGUUGUCUAAUCAGCCAAAACUGUAUAAGUGGGGCAAAUUGAUUGAUGAGUGACUUGGUACCGAUACAUUUGCCUUUUUAAUGCAGUUUUUCUUCUUUUGGACUCCAGCAGUUAUUUCCUUUUUAAUUUACUGAAGAUUUCUAAGGACUCUUAUUGCUUAAACGGACAUUUUGUGAGACUAUUAAUAGUAAGACUUGAGUCUGUUUUUAUCCAAUUCCAGCAUGGCUUUGAAUGUUGCUCCUGUAAGAGAUACAAAAUGGCUGACGCUGGAAGUGUGCAGACAGUAUCAGAGAGGAACUUGUUCGAGAUCUGACGAGGAAUGUAAAUUUGCACAUCCACCAAAAAGUUGUCAAGUUGAAAAUGGACGUGUCAUUGCAUGUUUUGAUUCCCUUAAGGGUCGAUGUUCAAGGGAGAACUGCAAAUAUCUUCAUCCACCAACACAUUUAAAAACCCAGCUAGAAAUUAAUGGCAGAAAUAAUCUCAUCCAGCAGAAAACCGCAGCAGCAAUGCUUGCCCAGCAAAUGCAGUUUAUGUUUCCUGGCACACAGCUGCCGCCAAUGCCCUCGUUUCCUGUAGGCCCAGCAUUAGGAACAAAUACAGCUUUUAGUUUUGGUCCGUACCUAACGCCGGUAACGCAGGGAGUUGGAUUAAUGCCCACUGAAUUACUUCAGUCCACACCUAUGAUUGUUCCUGGAAGUCCUCCUGUGUCAGUCCCUGGUUCUAAUGCUACUCAGAAACUUCUCAGGACAGAUAAAUUAGAGGUAUGCAGGGAGUUUCAGAGAGGAAAUUGUGCACGGGGAGAAACUGAUUGCCGCUUUGCUCACCCAGCGGACAGCACUAUGAUUGACACAAAUGAUAACACUGUAACCGUUUGUAUGGAUUACAUUAAGGGUCGCUGCAUGAGGGAGAAAUGCAAAUAUUUUCACCCUCCUGCACAUUUGCAGGCCAAAAUCAAAGCUGCACAGCACCAAGCCAACCAAGCUGCAGUAGCUGCACAAGCAGCUGCUGCAGCAGCAACAGUGAUGACGCAGUCGACUGCCAAAGCAAUGAAGCGACCUCUCGAAGCAACUGUAGAUCUGGCAUUUCCUCCUGGCGUUUUGCACUCUUUACCAAAGCGACAAGCUCUUGAAAAAAGCAAUGGUGCCAGUGCGCUGUUUAAUCCUAGCGUCUUGCACUACCAGCAGGCUCUGGCUAAUGCACAGUUACAACAACCUGCAGCAUUUUUUCCAGCAGUACCCAUGAUGCACAGCGCUACGUCCGCCAAUGUCUCUGCAGCAACAACUCCUGCAACAAGUGUCCCCUUCGCCGCAACAGCCACAGCCAAUCAGAUCAUACUGAAGUAAUCAGCAAGAGCGGGGCAGAGCAUCAUGAAGAUCCACAGAAGAUAGCAAAACACUCAUAUUGUACAUACUAUCCCAUCUCCUCCUCUAUAGAGUUGCCACAAACUGCAUGCUAAAAAAAGGAUUCCGUUCUCAUUACGGACAAAAAAACUUUUAAGAAGCUAGUGCUGCUAUAUUAUGGAAUAAUAAUAUAUAUGAUAUGCUUAAUAUAUUCCAACAUGAAGUAGUUAACUACCUGAUACCAGCUGUGAUGUUAAAAUGUUAAUGGGUAAAGUUUACUUUUUAAUAUUUUGUAUACUAGAUCCCCUUAAAAAUAUUGUCUUACCUCCUGUUAUAUCUAUAGCAGAUGUGGAUGGUGUGGUCCCCAUUAUAUUGUACGUUUUAAAUGAUCCAAAUCAUUUAAAGUUUACAAAACCCAUGACUGAUGUAAAUGUGUUCAGUUGUGAAUAUUAACUGAUUUAUAUUUAUUUUAGCCAUUAAUAAAUAGCCAUGAGAUUUUUCCCUCAACAGAGAAGACCAAGCAAGAAAGGCACCAUCAGAUAUGGAAAUAUGUUUAAGCACAAAUAUAGAGCAUUUAAACCACACUCAUAUAUAAGGUGUAUUAAAAAAGCUAUGUUUAAAUAGGUUGGGUUAAACGGAAAAAAAACUUUGCACAGUAUGACUGUCAUACACAAGAAAGUCUUGAAUUCUUUAAGUUGUAUACUGUUUUCUAACCAAGACUUUGUAGAAGUGCCUAAAUUUUGCCAGAGUACAUCAGACGCAAAAAGAAUUGAAACUGAUGCCAAAUGCCCAGUCACAAAGAUCUAAACUUCUAAAUGUUAUUAACGUAGCAUGUUGGGUCUCCAGCAAAUCACAAGGCAUCAGAGGAGGAGUUUUCUGUGAUAAAUGAAUGUACAAUAGAUUAUAACAGUCACUCACAACAUUAUGGUGACUCUAAUCAAUAUUAAUAGACACUUUUAAGUCUACUGAAAAUUUUAAUUAGACCCAUUCUAAUGUUGCAGGUGCUUGCAAGACACUGCAGAGCAAUGUUUGCAAGUCCCAAUAACGUUACCUCUCUGCCAAAGGAGAAAUAAUUCUUGCUAGUAGAGAUGUGCAUUCAGAGGUUUUGUGAACCUCUGAAAGCAGAAGGCAGCCCUUUGUGCCGCUCGGCUAUUUUCAUUCACAAUUUAAUUCUUGGGCAACAGCAACACGCUAAAAUCUGUGCAAAUUCAGAUUUUAGCGUGUUGCUGUUGCAUGAGAAAAAAUUUGGCAAUGAAAAUAGCCAAACGGCACGAAGGGUCGCCUUCUUCUUCCGCUUCACAAAACCUCUGAAGGUACAUAUCUACUUGCUAGACCCUUGUCUUGCAAAGGGGUUGAAUGGGGUUGGUAUUGUUAUAUUUUUCUUAUGAUUGGAUAAAGAAAGUUGUAACAGGGUUACAGCGCAGGAAAAUGUACUUAACCUUUUCAGGUAAACUUUAUUUCUCAAAAGUAUGAAGAUUUAUUUGGAAACGCGGCAGAAUACCUAUAAAUAAAUCAUAUUUUAAUGUUUACUUUUAAAGUAGGCUAAUGAUAAAUGUAUGUACAUUUAAUAUGUAAUUUAGUUUAAGGUUUAUUUCAAGCACUAUUGUACCAAAUAUUUCAUGUUUCUAUGUUGCACAUUAGUCACAAAGUAUGUUGUUGCUGAAUAAUGGUUAUCAGAACAGCUGUUAUACAUGAAUAGUAAAGUGUUAGAAAUCUGUUAUUUUUUUCUCUUGUAAAACAAUAUAGUGAUUGCAGUAUUUUAAGAAAAUUUAAAGAAUUGAAUGUAAACUAUUUUUUAAUGUGGACAGCCUGCUCUGUAAGAAGGCUCUAUAAUUAUAGAAUCAGGUAACAUUUUUGCCUUUUUUGUUCCUUUUGUAAUAUAUGUGAUAUGUUUGAUUUAUACUCAUAUAUUAAAGCAGAUCCUAUUAUUCAAAUAACUAAAUAAAAUUAAUAUGGAAUAGUGUAUUUAACCUUACUUACUUCAAUAUACAGUUAUUGGAUUUUGACCAACCUUUAACAGGUUAAUUAUUGGUCUUACAUGGUUAAUUUCAUAUUAUUAUUUUUUUUAUUAUUAUUUUUAAGUGUGAUGUAAAAGAAGAUACAUAGAUUAGGUUUAACUUUUUACUUUAUAAAACAUAUUUUCUUAUUUGUAAGGUUUCAGAGUUUGGAUUACUUGAUCUGUGUUUUGUUUGGCUUUAUUUUAGGUUUUUUUUAUAAUGUUCUCGAAUUUAGAUCUUAAUUAAAAAUUAGACAGAUUAUUUUAUUUUGUGGCAGGUUGUAAAGUGUGCUUGUAAAAUACCUACAUUGCAGAACAAAAACAUAUAUUUUAAAAACUUUCAUGAACUGCAAAACAGAGAAACCAGUUGAUCAGUGUCCAAAUGUAUUUUUUAUAUCAAUACGAUAAUCUACCAUAUAUAAUCACAAAUAAUAUUAUUAUUAACCAUCUGUCUCUUAUAGAAGGCUUUAAUACAUUGCUUUUCUGUGCAGUGUAGCCUACUCUGGAUGCCAGACAUUAAUCAGAGUCAAAUUAAUUGAGCCUGUUUUUGACAUUGUGAAUGCUUACGAUAGCUACCACCCUGUAAUUUAUAUUUAUAUAUACUUUGUUAUACUUUCCAUAUUUUAUUAUUCACAAACACUACGGUGCUUAAUAUUUCUUGUUUAUCUCCAUCAAUAAUAAAGAAACUAGCUUACCAUUUUUUUGAAAGCUGAAAAUAAAAUAUGAUUUUAGUUGCAUUUUAAUACCUAUGAAGAUUUUAUCCUUUUGGGGGGAAAAAAAUAUUACAUAGAAAUAUUAUAUAUAUUUAAAACAGAGGUUUUGAAAGAAAUAUCAAUUAUUACGUUUUUUGCAAGUAAUUGAAAAGGUAUAUAAAUUGGUAAAUCAAAGUGUUUGUGAAUAAUAAUAAAUAAAACAAGACCAAAAUCACUGAAGUUACUGGUAUUCAUACUUAAACGAAAAAGAAAAAUACUAUUUUUGAUCUGCAAUGUUAUUCUUCAAGGUCUUCUCUCUGUCUGAGGAUGUAAAAUAUUGCAAAAGUUGAAUAAAUUAUUUUGGCGCAGGAA